AUGGCCCGCCGUCCCGCCCGUUGCUACCGCUACUGCAAGAACAAGCCCUACCCCAAGAGCAGGUUCAACCGUGGUGUCCCCGAUGCCAAGAUCCGCAUCUUCGACCUUGGUCGCAAGAAGGCCAACGUAGACGACUUCCCGCUCUGCAUUCACUUGGUCUCCAACGAGUACGAGCAGCUGUCCUCCGAGGCGCUCGAGGCCGCCCGUAUUUGCGCCAACAAGUACUUCGUCAAGAACGGUGGAAAGGAAUCUUUCCAUCUCCGUGUCCGCGUCCACCCCUACCACGUCGUCCGUAUCAACAAGAUGUUGUCUUGCGCUGGUGCCGAUAGAUUGCAAACCGGUAUGCGUGGUGCUUUCGGCAAGCCCAACGGUCUUGUCGCUCGUGUCAACAUCGGCCAGAUUCUCAUGUCCGUCCGGACUAGGGACUCUAACCGCGCUGUCGCUCUCGAGGCUCUCAGGCGUUGCCAGUACAAGUUCCCUGGUCGCCAAAAGAUCAUCGUCUCCAAGAACUGGGGUUUCACUCCUCUCAAGCGCCAGGAGUACAUUGACCUCCGCCAGGAGGGCAAGGUCAAGAUUGACGGUGCCUACGUCCAGUUCCUCCGCAACAAGGGUAACCUUGCCGACAACAUCCGUCGCUUCCCUUCCGCUUUCGAGGCCUCUGCUUAG
Molecule: messenger RNA, 666 nt
Organism: Alternaria arborescens
Lineage: Eukaryota; Fungi; Ascomycota; Dothideomycetes; Pleosporales; Pleosporaceae
Product: 60S ribosomal protein
Exons: 3
Coding region: 1-666 (221 amino acids)
Biological process (GO): translation; ribosomal large subunit assembly
Cellular component (GO): cytosolic large ribosomal subunit; ribosome
Molecular function (GO): structural constituent of ribosome
Source: RefSeq, a predicted model, not a curated record